GUGACUCUCGCGGCGCUCGUCGCGCACGCGUCCGCCGUGACCUCGCACUACCUCGACUUCACGACGUCCACGGGGUCGUACAUCAUCUCGUUCAGCGGCACGAUCGUCACGCCGGGCCUGCCGCAGGCGGGGACGUACUACCUCUGGCCGGGCCUGCAGCCGAGCGACAGCGCGGGCGUGCUCCAGCAGGUGCUCGACGGGCGCAGCGGCGAGUGGUGGAUCGGCUCCGGGUGGUGCUGCUCCGGCCCUGCCUUGGGGGGAGCGGGUUCAACGGGGAGUGCGCCCUUGUCCCGCUUCGAGUUCUCGAAUACGGUGGAUAGCAUCGCGACCGGGACGUGGAGGGCGUCGCUCGCGUCUGGGAGCCACUCGGCGACGGGCUCCUUCGCGCUCCCGACAAAUCCCAUGAAUCAGGCGAUCAUCGCCAUCGAGCUGCGUGGGAUGUUGGGAGGCAUACGUUCGAAAACGUCAGGGUCGUGCGUGUCUAACUGUAUCUGA
This is a messenger RNA of Fomitopsis serialis, 495 nucleotides long. RefSeq lists its product as uncharacterized. The record is from RefSeq and is a predicted model, not a curated record. The annotation marks the transcript as partial. The transcript is spliced from 2 exons. NCBI's taxonomy places the organism in Eukaryota, Fungi, Basidiomycota, Agaricomycetes, Polyporales, Fomitopsidaceae.